Molecule: messenger RNA, 172 nt
Organism: Funneliformis caledonium
Lineage: Eukaryota; Fungi; Glomeromycota; Glomeromycetes; Glomerales; Glomeraceae
Source: the annotation of a GenBank genome assembly
UGCCCAUGCCUCCCGUCUUUGUCCUUUUCGUAUUUAUCUGAUCAACCAUUCCUGUCAAAAACCUUUUGUAAACAUUCCUUCGGAUAUAAUUAUCAAAGAGCAACCAACAGAAUUAAUAAUUCCUCAAAAACAUGAUCAUUCACAGGCUCCGCCUCUUCCGAAUUCUCUUUAG